AUGUCAUUAGCUAGUUUCUAUACCAAAACAUUUGGCCUUGGUGCUAUCAUUGGCGCAAGUAUGGAAGUUUUGUUAAUAAAAAGCAAUUACUACCAAAUGUUGGCUGCUGCAGAAGCUAAACAAAAACGAAAACAACUUUUAGAAGAACAAGAGGCGAGAGAACGAAUGACACGACUGACAAGCCAAUCUUAA
Messenger RNA from Rhizopus microsporus ATCC 52813, 192 nucleotides. RefSeq lists its product as uncharacterized. The coding region runs from base 1 to 192 and encodes 63 amino acids. NCBI's taxonomy places the organism in Eukaryota, Fungi, Mucoromycota, Mucoromycetes, Mucorales, Rhizopodaceae. The transcript has 2 exons. The record is from RefSeq and is a predicted model, not a curated record.